AGGAGGGGUCCUCGGCCUGCUCGACUAGAAGACGAAGGGGGCGUCUCCUCCGCUUCCUGCGGCGACGGCGGCGAGCUGAGUUGGAGGCUGACAGUGGCUGCGACGGCGACAGUGGCGGUGGCGCCAUGGCAGGGCUCUCAGGUACGCGCAUUGGGAGUCCCUCUCCCACCUGGAGCCCAGGCACACUUACCUGUAGCAGCACGCGGAAGAUGUACCAGCCAAUGAUAAGCAGCUCUGCCGAGGCUGCCGCUACUGCCGCCAUGGUUCCAAGAGUGGAUCCCUGCUGCCUUGGUGAUCCCAGGCUGACAGCCAGAGAGCACAGCGGCUCAGCUCCUGGAGAGUGAGGGUUGAAGACAGCAGAGGGCAGCCGCCUGCGCUUGCUGACUCCCGUUAGGUCGGUUCCCGCAGCAGUGCCCGGUGGCCUUGGCGCAGGCCCUGCCCGGCAGAGAUCAUGUAUUGCCUCCAGUGGCUGCUGCCCGUCCUCCUCAUCCCUAAGCCUCUCAACCCCGCCCUGUGGUUCAGCCACUCCAUGUUCAUGGGUUUCUACCUGCUCAGCUUCCUCUUGGAGCGAAAGCCUUGCACCAUUUGUGCAUUGGUUUUCCUGGCAGCCCUCUUCCUCAUCUGCUAUAGCUGCUGGGGGAACUGUUUCCUGUACCACUGUUCCGAUUCCCCGCUUCCAGACUCGGCGCACGACCCUGGUGUUGUGGGCACCUAACAGCCCGCCUAGUUAGCUUUCCAAGAAGCAGAAGACGGGAGGGGAGGCAUUGACAUAGGUUAUAAAGCAUUGGAGUUUAAAAUCCCGCAGCCCUGCGGGUGCCACAUUCCUGACAGCGCCUUUUUGGCCUGUAAUGUUUUAUCCUUAUAAUGUGAAUAAUAGCACUGACCGGUGCUUUUAAUGUAGAGUCCUGUAGUCGUGGAUGGUCUUGUGGUUGUGUGUGUUCUGUACCCUUCUUGGUUCCAGCUGGUGGGAUGGCCAAUCACCUCGCCUUAUUCCUGCGAGGAGUCUGCGUCCAUCCUGGUCAACAGCCCUGGGGUGACCUGGGCGGAUAAAAUGCCAGUCUCACUGUCACCUCUGUGACCCUUUCUUGUCUGGGUCUCCUUCUUUCCCUCCCCACAAUGGUACUGCCUCCUUAAUCCCUCUCCUGGUUUCCCUUUCGUUCUCUCCUAUUUGAGGGAGCACCUGUCUAAGACAGAGCUCACUUUUGCACUUAUCUCGAAUUUGAAGAGAUUGCUGACGCCCGAGAGCCUCGCUUUUUCCCCCCUUUUCCCCCUUUGUCAGCAGCCUAGACAGAAAUAUGUCUUGACUGUUGGUUGACCACAAAUUUCCAGUAUUUUCUCCACUUCAUUUUUCAGAAAGAAGCAACAGGUAGAUGCUGCUUUUUCACCUGGGUGUCCAGUUUCAUGACUUGCAGCUCAGCCUCACUUCCCUUGCCCUUCCUCCCGCCUUUCUCGACCGUCCUGAGGAGUGGGGGUCUCAUUGUGCCUCUCAUGCAUGCUCUGCAGGAUUGAGGCAUGGUGUGCUCACAUAGACCUAGCAGUCCCCAGCUGAGUGGGUGGGAGAAUGAAUACAUGUGUUUCAUAAUGGCCAUGAUCCCUUUGGUAGGUGUUUGGAUGUUUUUUUUGGUGUGCCCUGUGUGUGUGUCUACAAAUACAUGUGUAUAUUCCUUUUAAAGAAGCUUUAUCAAAUGUGUUCUGAUAUUGAGGUUUAGCAAUAGCUAGUUAUGGUGGGUGCUGCUGCAGUUUUUAUUUAGCGUGGGGAUUACAGAGUGACCAGCACACUCGACUUCAAGGUGGUUCCGACGAGACAGAGGAGCACAGUGACCACUGUCCUCACGCUGGGAGCUUCGUUCCUGUGCACAUAGACUGUACCUUAUGAAGAAUUCACAGGAAGACUCUGUGACUGUCGCUUGCUUUUUCCUUUUUCUGCGCUUCAGUUACAAGUGUUGGCAUACUAGACUUUUCUCCUGGCCCCUGUCCACUGGGAAUCAGCAUGGCUGUCCUCCUGUCAGAACCAUCCAUCUUUCUCUUGCCUGACACGGGAGGGAGGUGGGCCUGGCAGAGGACAGAACCGGAGGCACUCCAUCUAGGGAAUGGGACUGCGAGGCCACACUUGUGAAGCACUUGGACUGCUAUUCGGAGCUUUUAUUUCUGGUGUGUUCAUUGCACAGCUGUUUGAACUGUUUAAUAAAGCUUUAUAAACUUUA
Messenger RNA from Chrysochloris asiatica (Cape golden mole), 2204 nucleotides. It is a transcript of the gene BLCAP, whose product is annotated as bladder cancer associated protein. NCBI's taxonomy places the organism in Eukaryota, Metazoa, Chordata, Mammalia, Afrosoricida, Chrysochloridae. Bases 452 to 715 code for a protein of 87 amino acids. The transcript is spliced from 3 exons. The record is from RefSeq and is a predicted model, not a curated record.